ACCCGGUUGUGCAUGAGGUUGAUGUUUUUAUUUCCAAAAGUCUAGCAGAUAAUCUGUAUCUACUGCAGAUCUAGUAUGCUGUACCAUUUUACCAUUUUUGUCAGCAAAAAACAUGUAGGCCUAGUCCAUUUUGGAAACUUUCAUGACGUCACAGUGACCUAAUUGUAUCCAGUACGCCCUGGGAGAAUGACAUAUGAUGAUGUAGAUAUUCAUUCUGCAAGAGUAAAACCAGUUCAGAAAAAGGUGGAAAUUGAGUGUGCAAUAAACACUAGAAGUCCUCACUAUGCCAAAAGUAAGGGAGAACAGAUUGCCUUAAAUGUGGAUGGUGCAUAUGGAAGUUCAACAGAUUCUUUAUAUUCUAGUGACAAAAUGGAUAAACAGGUGCUAACUUCAGUUAGCACUGGGGACAAAUCUGGGAGAUAUGCUGCAGGGAUUUUCAAAGAUGGAGAGCUGCAUUUGACUCCUCUUCAUGCAAUCAUACAGAUGAGGCCCAGUUUUGCUUACAUGGACAGAGCAGACCAGAAAAUUAAGACUGAUGUAGGACCAGCUGGAGAUGGUGGUGAGUCUUCACAAGAUGAGGAGGAGGAUGUGAAACCUGUCACUGUGAAGUUUGCCCAGCAGGAGUCGUCGGAGGCCAAGGCUCGCAGAAUGGCCUCAUUUGAUUACCUGUACAAAAAGCAACAGGAAGAGGCAUGGUUGCCCUUACAGUACCACAAUAUUAGUACUGGUAGGGCUGAAUCCGAAAGGCUCCAGUUGUAUGCUGGGAAGGGUGAUGAGUUGUCAGAGUUUCAGUUGCAGCCUGGGGAAUAUCUACAGACCCUGAUGCCAGAGACAGACCAGGAACAAGAAGAGAAGCCUGCAAUGCCCAGUAAUGUGUUGUCCUUGACACAGUUAAGAACCAUGCCUCUUCAUGACCAAGUCAGAACACUACUGACAAAUGCCAAAGUUAUCCGUUUUAGCCAGUUGCUUGCACUUCUUCCUCAAGGAGUAGAUGCUACAGCUGUUCUUAGAUCCCUCCAACAGGUGGCAGUACUGGUUCAAGGUUGCUGGGUUGUCAAAAGUGAGAUUUUGUACCCUAAAGAGGCCACCAGUCCUCACAGUGGUGUUUCUGCUGAUCACCUGUGCAGAGGAAGAGACUAUGUGAUGUGGAGAUUCACUCAGUCUAGGCAUGUAACAAGGAAGGACAUUGCGUCCAUUGUUAAGCUGCCUGCUGAGGAUGUGAAAGAAAUCCUAGAACAAAUCUCUCAUAUUCGUGUUAACUGUGGUUGGGAAUUCAUGUUUACAUAUGACUCAGAGUUUACCAGUAGGUAUUCAGAUAUUGUCCAGAGACAGAAGAUGUUAUGGGAAGCUAAAUAUCAAAGUCUGGCCAAACAACUGAAAAUCCCCAAGGAACAUGAGAAGAAGUUCAAAGAUAAAGAUCCACCCCUUCCUCCUGGAGAAAAGCCAAUGAGGCGUCGCAGAAAUUCCUCAAGGUCAUCCACUGGAACACGCAGGAAGCGUACACUGAGUGGUCGAUCCUUAUCCGAUUACAGUGAUGCAGAAACGGAUAUUUUAAAACAGGAUCUCGAAAACCAUGAUGACCUUCUCUCCAGGACGGAAGAGCCCAUGGAAGUGUCAUCUGCUAGAUCUCAAAACAUGAAUGGUACUGUAGAGGUUACCCCCAAUACUGACUGUGAUACAAACAAGGAAGAAAAUGUUACCGAAUCCUCAGAUUUUAAGCUUGAGGUCGUUAAUUUUGUGAGGGACAAACUGUGCACAAGAUUUGUGGUUAGUGCAAGUGAACUGCGUAGACUAUUUCAGAUGCAUCUUGCUCAGUGUCCUCCAGGUCAUAUAUUAGCAACUGGUGUGUCUGAUAAACUCUUGGAGGAGUCUGUAUUAAAGGUUGGUGGAGUGCAAUUGGAAAAUCAGUGGCCACCAAAUACGCAACAAGAACCCAUUUAUGCCUUACCCAAAAUUGGAGAUAGACUAGAUGCUGCCCGUGCUGUGUUGUUGAAUGCCUUCACCUCUAGUCACCGCAUCAACAGGAAACAGUUUAUAAAGUCUGUAGAAGAGGAGUGUGGUAUAGUUCUGUCUGACCAAGACACCAAGUUAUUACUCAAGGACUAUUGUGCUCAAAAGGGGAACAGCUGGAUGCUGAAAGGAACAAUUCCUGCUACUUGACCCUGGCCCGUUUUAUAGUUGUAAAUUUUUUCUGCUUUUGUUACACUGUUGAUUUUAAUAAAUUAUGUGGAUAGACUCA
Molecule: messenger RNA, 2239 nt
Organism: Ostrea edulis (European flat oyster)
Lineage: Eukaryota; Metazoa; Mollusca; Bivalvia; Ostreida; Ostreidae
Product: DNA-directed RNA polymerase III subunit RPC5-like
Exons: 19
Coding region: 187-2160 (657 amino acids)
Biological process (GO): DNA-templated transcription
Cellular component (GO): RNA polymerase III complex; nucleus
Source: RefSeq, a predicted model, not a curated record